UAAAGAAAAACUAGACACGAAAAUCCUUGGCCGUUGUUCUCCCUCCCAUUCUCAUCUGCAUUAAAAAUCUCCUGUCUAGCUUUCUCUCUCGCUCUCGCUCUAGUUCUCGUUCUUUUUUUGCUCUCUCCGCUGUAUAACAAUGAGUGUUUCCAUCUCCUUCGCCAGGCCUGUUGCCGGGAAUAUGUUUUCCGGCGACUUUGGGAAUCUGGGUCGCCUUCAAUCCUACUUCUCUGUAAGAACCACAAAGUAUUCUUGCCUUAAUGGGCGUCGUCUACUUAUGCCCCAAAACUACAAACCCUCUGUCACUGACUCGUCGAGGACCUCGCAAAUGAUUUGUCAGAUGGUUUUUGGCAGAGAGGCUGAAGAUCGUUUGUUCUCGAAUGUGAAUGAAGAUACUGAUGACAUGUUUGACGGGUUGUUUGAUAAAUAUGGAAAGGUGGUCUUUAAAAGAAAUGACCAGAAGCCUCCUAGUGCAGAGGCUGAUGAUGAUGCCGAAAGCCUAUCAUUUGCUGUGGCUAUGGCCAAGGUUGCAAAUGAGGUGAAGGCUGCAGAUAUAAGGGUUCUCUUUGUGAAGCCUCUAGUGUAUUGGACUAGCUUUUUCAUCAUUGCUACAGCAUAUUCUCGACCUCAAAUUGAUGCUAUUGGGUCGAAGAUCAGAGAUUUAGCUGAGAAUAAGUACGGAAAAUUUGCAUCUGGGGACUUGAAGCCCAAUUCAUGGACAUUGUUGGACUUUGCACUGUUUCAGAGCGGUAAUGGUGGCUUUAUGCUAGCUCUCAUGCCUUAAGAUGCGAUGGAGAGACUGAUAGGCACCACAAGUCAACUCGUCAAAACCCUAGCCUCAAAAUUUUAUUGCGUGAGUCCUUUUUGUAAUGAAUAACUAAAAAUUACCAUAGGAUAAUAAGAGUUUGUUCCAUGAAAAUUUUGUGGCAUGAGAGUCCUUUUUUUACAAAGAAUUAAAUUACCUAGGAUAAUAAGAGUUUGUUGAGGAUUGACUUCCUUUAUUAUCUCAUGGUUAUGGAAUAAACGAAGUUUGAGCUGCAUUUGAAGACUUGUGAUAUGAAGUUAUCUAUUUAAGAGUGUUUUCCCAAGAAAACGAUUUGCACUUUUACUUAUGCAUAUGGUAUAGAAACAUAGUUAUAAAUACAUUCUCAUCUUUAUAGAUUUAAACAUUUGUCUAGCUGUACAUGUGUAGAUAACUACAUGUAAAUAUAUGCAUGCAUACAGCAAAUGGCACACACAUAAGCAACUAAAAUAGACAUGCUCAUGCACUGUGUGCGCAUGUGUUGAGAUGCAUCUACCAUAGCUUUACUAGCGUAUAUGCAUGGAUCAGAUGUAGAUGUAUGUGGACAGCUUACAUAAUUGUACAUUUACAGAAGGAUUUUUCUAAUGAGCACCCUGAGGUGACUUGUCAGUGUACUAUUUUUAGAAAAUGUUUUUGUAUUUAAUGCAAUUGUUGACCUACAAUGUGGUCAUUUUAUCUACUUCGAAUGAAGAGUAUUUAAUAAAGUUGAAGUGUUAUAAAGAGCCAUUUGAGCACUUAUUAGCAUGAUGCUCAACUUGCACACAUUAAUAUCAUUUGAGUAUUUGUACAACGAUAACAAAUAUUGUUACUAAAUAAUUAUUGUUUGAAUAUUUAAUUUUACUAUUGCUUCCACCGAA
Malania oleifera is the source of this 1659-nucleotide messenger RNA. RefSeq names its product protein Iojap, chloroplastic. Bases 140 to 784 code for a protein of 214 amino acids. Lineage: Eukaryota; Viridiplantae; Streptophyta; Magnoliopsida; Santalales; Ximeniaceae. The record is from RefSeq and is a predicted model, not a curated record. The transcript has 5 exons. Gene Ontology annotation, biological process: negative regulation of translation; negative regulation of ribosome biogenesis. Gene Ontology annotation, molecular function: ribosomal large subunit binding.